Molecule: messenger RNA, 5524 nt
Organism: Pectinophora gossypiella (pink bollworm)
Lineage: Eukaryota; Metazoa; Arthropoda; Insecta; Lepidoptera; Gelechiidae
Product: agrin-like
Exons: 16
Coding region: 183-3518 (1111 amino acids)
Biological process (GO): multicellular organism development; cell differentiation
Molecular function (GO): protein binding
Source: RefSeq, a predicted model, not a curated record
CCCGAGGGUGAACGGAGGGCUCGUACGUCAGUAACCCCCCGACAUUCGGGCGGGAUUAUCGUGCUAAAAUAUCUUUAUCAUUAUUUAUAAAUAAACCCUUUGUUUAUUGUUUAGAUACGCUCUUUCAUAUUUACAUCCGCUUGGUGUUAAAGUUUCGCGAGUGAAUGCAAUGAGAACAUACGAUGUGUGAUGGUGGGAGGCAUGCACCGUGCUGUGGCCGGCGCACCAGCCAAGAGUCUGGGCCCCUGGUGACGCGGGUCGCAUUAUUAGCUGCGCUUAUUGCGACCGCUAGUGGUUGCUAUUUGUUUCCUAGUGACGUGCCAGAUCCUUGUCAAGGCGUCACGUGCGGCCCCGGGGCCCUAUGCCGGCCGACGCCCGAUGGCCGCGCGUACAACUGCGAGUGCCCCACAUCCUGCCCCAGCUACGGGGACCACGAAGGCUCACGUCCGCUGUGCGCCAGCGACGCACGUGAUUAUCCGGGCGAGUGUGAAAUGCGCAGGGCAGCCUGCGAAACUAACACGAAUAUUACCUUCAAAUACUUUGGCAAAUGUGAUCCUUGCGCCGGAGUGACGUGCCCGGAUCCGGAAGUGUGUCAGCUGGACGACCGCCGGCAGCCAUCUUGCCGGUGCGCGGAGCCGUGUCCGCUAGAGUUCUCCCCCGUGUGUGCGUCAGACGGCAAGACUUACUCCAACGAGUGCCAGAUGCACCGCGAAUCUUGUCGAGCCAGAAAGCAGUUGAAGAUUGUGUUCAAAGGACAGUGCAGUACUGGCGUAAACCCGUGCGCGGAGGUGGAGUGUCGUCACGGGGCGGAGUGCCGCGUGGAGGGCGGUGGCGCCGUGUGUGCAUGUCCUCCGCCUUGCGAGCCGGUGCUGCGGCCCGUGUGCGGUUCCGACUCGCGCUCUCAUGACAGCGAGUGUGAACUCCGUCGCGCCGCCUGUCUGCUGGGGCGGGAGCUGCGAGUGUUGCAUGCUGGCGCUUGUGGAUCAAACGGCGUAUGCGCAGGCCGCGUGUGCCCGCACGGUGGUGAGUGCGUGGCGUCGGGCGCGCGCGGCGUGUGUCGCUGCCCGCGCUGCUCCAACGAGUUCGCGCCAGUGUGUGGCUCUGAUGGCAUCUCCUACGGCAACCGCUGCAAGCUGCAGCUGGAGGCCUGCCGCCACCGGCGCGACGUGCAGGUGCUCUACGAUGGACCUUGUAAUGGAUGUGAAAACAAAAAAUGCGAAUUCUACGCUGUGUGUGAGAGUGAUGGCAUUUCAGAAGCAAGUUGCGUGUGCCCCAAACAUUGUGAAGAAGGAACUGAAACAGAGGAAGUGUGCGGCAACGACAAUCAGACUUACAGCAGCGUAUGCGCACUGCGCGACGUAGCUUGCCGCGAGAAGAGGAGGCUGUUUGUCAAACAUAUGGGGUCAUGUGAAUCGUGUGUGGGAAUAGAAUGUCCAGCGGGUACGUGGUGCGCACGCGGCGCUUGUGCGUGUUCCAACCCGUGCGCGGACGCGGCGCGCGAGCCAGUGUGCGCCACCACGCACCACACCUUCAUACACGAGUGCGCGCUGCAGAAGGCCGCGUGUGAAGCGCGCAUGCGCGGCGAACCGCCAAUCCAUGUCGCGUAUUAUGGGGAGUGUACGGAGUCGCAGGAUGAGAAUGCUACGGAUGGAACAAACAAAACAGCAAAAAUAACAGAUCUAAGCAACGAAAUCCGACCAGGAGAUGAAGUGGCGGAGAGUUCAAGCGAGCCUGGCGCGGGAACGGCUGUGUGCGCAAGAGUUCAAUGCGCGUAUGAAGCUACUUGCGCGGUAGACUCUAACGGCCAACCGCGAUGCGCUUGCCUAUUUGACUGCGCAGCCGCCGCCGCCGCUGCCUCUGCACCCGUAUGUGCGUCGGAUCUACGACUCUAUCCCACGUUGUGUCAUAUGAAGCUAGAGGCUUGCCGGAGACAAGAGGACUUAAGGCUUCGGCCUUUGGCUUUGUGCCAGGGUUUGGAGUUUCGACCUUGCGGUGACGACGAGCCGCUAAAAGACGCAGACGGUCGUCCGUUGGACUGUGGCGGCGGGCCCCAUCGCAAGGACUGUCCCAUCGGCAGCUACUGUCAUCAUACUACUAAAGUGGCCCGGUGUUGUAGAAAAGACAAAACGGUAGUAGAAAAGAAGGGUUGCCAAGAAUCGUGGCACGGUUGUUGCGCUGACGGCAUCACGCCUGCUCGAGGCCCGGGCGGGGCGGGCUGUCCGUCACAGUGCGGAUGUCACAGACUUGGCUCAGAGUCGGAGCAGUGUGACGAGAGCGGGCAGUGCGUGUGUCGGCCCGGCGUCGGCGGGGAGAAGUGCGACCGCUGCGAGCCCGGAUACUGGGGGCUGCCGCGUAUCGGCACCGGACAUACUGGCUGCAUACCAUGCGGUUGCUCGGCGUUUGGUUCAGUUCGCGAGGACUGCGAGCAGAUGACGGGGCGUUGCGUGUGUAAGCCCGGCAUACAAGGACAGAAGUGCACCGUCUGCUCCAACCACGAGCACACGCUCGGACCCAACGGCUGUUUUGACCCGGAGUCAACUCAACUUCCAGCAACGAAUUGCGACCACAUGACAUGUUACUUCGGUGCCCACUGCCUGAUACGCAGCGGGCUCGCUACAUGCGAGUGUAGCAACGCCGAGUGCCCGGCCAAAGACGGACCGUCAGUUUGCGGCAGCGAUGGGAGGACGUAUCUAUCCGGUUGCCACCUCCGUAACCACGCGUGCAGGACGCAGUCAGAUGUAGUGGUGCAAGCAUUCGGCCCGUGCGGGGACGAGGUGCCGCACGUCAGACGAGAAAAGAUCUACUCUAACGGUCAUACGGAUUCGGUAAGUGGUCCACAAGUGAGUUGUAGCGUUCGACCAGCCAAGAACACGUCUGAGAUGUUGUAUGAGGACAUCGAUGAGGAUUUGAUGAAUGAGAUCGAGGAAGACUAUUCUUUUCAAGAGGAUUAUGUUGAAGAGAAGGAGAAUGGCGUGUACAAAGUACCUCUGUUCGAUGGAAACGCAAGGAUCACGGCUCGUAUCAGAUUGCCAGCGAAGCGCUUCGAUAUUUGGGCAGAGAUGUCUGCGGUGUGCGGGAACGGAACAUUGGUUAGCGCGUCGGGGACAAGGGACCACUUGUGGCUUGGUUUUGUUCAAGAACGAGGAGUAUUGCGAUGGGACGCGGGGAGUGGGCCUUUGGAGUUGCGAGCCGGGAGGGUGAAGAUGGAUGGCAGGUCGAAGAUAUCUGCGAGGAGGUACAAGAAAGACGCGGUGUUGAAGGUGGGCUCGGCAACAACUACUGGAUCGGCUCAAGGUCGCAUGAGCUCGCUCGAUGUUGACCCCUUCAUCCAUAUCGGCCAUCCGCCGGAGAAUGUUAUGAGGUCAUCAGGGUCACCUCUGCCGGGCUUCGUCGGCUGCGUGCACAGGCUGCGCGUUAGUGGCCGUGACGUCAUUCCUCCAGCACGAGGUCUACCAAUCACAGCGCACGGCUUGCGUCCCUGUACACCUCACAACUUGGCUCGGCUCGUCUGCCCGUAGACAGAUAAGUUGAUCUUAGAGGCCCAGUCAAAAUGAUUUUUCUGUAGGCAUAAAGGUCCUUAAAUAGCCAACACACUAGGGAAUGCAAUCCCAAAUUCGAGAUCCCGCGGGACUUGAAAUAUCAAUCCCAAAAAUUUCGGGAUCUCGUCUAGUUCAUAAAAAAAUGUAAGUAAAGUUAAGAUGGCUGAAAACGAUAAAAAACUGCUUGUUUGUGAUAGGUAUUCUUCAAAAUUACUAACUAAAAAAAAUAGUUUUCUUUGGAAAUAAACAUAAAACAAAAAGUAUAACUCCAAGGAGAUUCGCCCAAUCCUGUCAAUCUCGACUGGGAUCUCGUCACAUUAUCCUUCGGGAUUGAUCCCGAAAAAUCAGAUGAAAUUGCAUUCACUACUACACACGUCCCAAUGCUGGGCACACACAAGAGCUCACUUAAUCAACUGGAGGGGGUAUAGACCAUACUUCACAAAACUGCUCCACUACGGGUUUGUGUUGGGAGCAAAGCCAGUGUUUUAAAAGCUAUAGAAUAUGGAAUGAAAAUGUAGUAAUAAACAAAACAUGCACAUUUAGUGAAUUUAUGGCAAGAAUUAAAAGAAUUUUGGCUGGGCUGACUUGUAACAUAAGGUCUUUUUAAUCGGAUGUGUCCGAUGUUAAGAUGUGGAAACCUCAACAAAGGUGAUAAAAAAAUGCGGCGGCCAUAACAUAUAUCGUCUUCAUUAGCUGCAUUCAAUGGAAUUGAUAUUAGAAUAAAAAAUAAAGCAAUCGAACUUGACCAAGUAAAUAGAUGUAGAUUAAGUAGAUUUGCAAAAGAAUAAUAGGACCUUACUUACUAAAAACUAUUUGGAAAUAUGUAGUGGAUGAUAUGAGCUACUACAUCAUGCUUUUAUGUUUCUAAAUGAUAACAAAGUAAACUAAAAUAGCCGAAUUUUACAACCGAAGUUUCAAUGUUCCUGUAAAAUGUAAUGUACUUACUUAAGUUUAAAGCGAAAAGCACGUUGCCUGAAUAAUUAAGUCUCGUUUAGACGUUCUAACUUACCUUACUUAAGUACUUUGAACCUUGUACACACUUGAAUUCUUACUAAGAUAUUCAUUAAAAUCAUUUAAGGUAAUGAUGAAGGCAAGGUGCAUACCAGAUGAAUCAAAACCAAAGAAGGUUAAGUAGCCAUCUUUGUAAUUUUAUAGCCAAAAAUCAAAAUACAAGAAUGAUAAGGAUGAAAAUUUCUAAAAGUUUCUCUAGAUUGUAUUUUUUUAUAUACCUAUAUACCUACUUCUUGAACAAAUCAAAAAAGCCUAAAAUAAAUUUGAGAGCUAAAAUUGUAGUUCCUAUGACGACAACUUUCUAUACUUUAUUGUCAGAAUUUAGGAUCGCAUUUUCAAUUCAUUAUUCAAUAUAUUGUGAAGUACAAUCUACCUUUUGGAUCUUUCCAUUUCUAUACAAUAUAAUGGAUUCAAUGCUGUCGGUUACAAUGUAAGACUUGUUAAAUCUAUAUAUCUAGCUACAGUUACAUACUAUUCCAUACGUAAAUAAAUUAUAGGUAUAAUGGUCCCGAUUCCUGCAGACACAACUUAAUUUUAUUUUGUUAUAGCUGUCAUUUUCUUAUCCGUCGAAAAGAAAAGGGACGGAUAAUUGACAACUGUUAAUUUUAAAAUGAGUGAAUCAUUGAAGGCAUCUCGCUCAUAUUCAACCCGUUUGACGUGUGCUAUCAACUUAAUUCUGUCGGGUUAUUGGCCAAUACAAAAUUUAGGAAGGGAUUUUUAAAUUUCCGCUAAAAAUUUACGUGUGUUCCAUAAAUUUAUUACCCGUCCCUUUUCUUUUCGGCGGAGAAGAAAGUGACAGGUAUAACUUAAGAUAAAAUUAGAUGGUGUGUACAGAAAUCAGCACCAUUGUAUCCAAACUUUCUCGUACUGAAUACUUCGCUGUUUAAACCAUUGUGAUAACUUGUGUAAUCUUCAAAGAUUUUCUAACGUUUGUAUCAUAAUAUUGUUAUAAACAUAUCUAUCUGCGCAUUUUA